GUGAUAACCUGUGGACCAGGAAGCGACACAAUCGCGAUCUUCGCGUUUUGGUGACUGCUUUAUUAAGGCUGAAUCUUGCGCCGGAACGGGUACACAAAUACACUGAGACACGAAAGAAGCAUCAGAAAGACAAGGCCAAGGAUAAGGAAGAAAAGAGCAACGAAGAAAGCAUGCCCCUGGACAAAAGAAAUUUCGUCAAGACACUAAAUCAUCACAUGAAUCAACUGGCUUGGGCAAUGUGCCGCGAUAGGCCUGAAGAAGCCACCAAUAAGCUGUUCCACAAAGUGCAGGAGUGGCAAGGAAAGCUCGGUAAGCCCCAGUCGAAACCUGCUGUGUCUGACAAGGCCCCCUCCGAAUCCAAUACCUCCACCGAUGCCAAUACCACGCCCGAAACCAAUAGUGCCAAACCGAAGAGACAAGCACGUUUAGUUCAAAGAGAGCUAGCUAUGUAUGAUCCGCUCAAUGUUACAGACGACGAUAACGAAGAGGAAGAAGAACAAGAAGGAGACGAGGAACAAGAGGGAAGCCCAGGCGUAACCGAGCGUGAACCUUCCAAUCGACGUAUACGUGCACUGACGUCCAUUAUCAAAAAGAUCUUUGAUACAACCAAAAAACAAGCAUCGACAAAGAUCAUUAAAGAGACGGCAUUCAAGGGAACUGUCCUCACUGACAAGCAAUGCAGCGCUGCCGCAAAGAUUGCAAACGCUUUGCGCCCAUACUACUGCCCUGAAGAUCAAGAUGAUGAACAAGGUCCAGCUCCUGUGACAGUGCACCAGGCUGCUCCUUUGGCAUACAUUACGAACGCUAUCGUUGAUAUAAUUGUUCCUCAACAGCAUGUACUUGCCGUGGCACCCGAAGUCCACCCAAAUGACCACGCUAUCCAUCUAUCAGCCAGUGCUUUGUAUACGCUUGUCUCGGAAAAGUACGAGAUGCCAUGCCGCGCAACUGGAAAGACUGUCACCAGCAAGCGUCAAGCUGGAAUUGGUGAAGCUCGCCGCGAUGUGAUUGGAGCGUUUUUCUCUCUUUCAAAAAUAUACAAAGCACUGCAGACAAGGGACCUGGUCUUCGCUUAUCGUCUGACGUUCGUGAACCGUCAUACAGUCCGCGUACUAGGUGUAUCUGGACAUGAAGGAAGUGACAGUGACCAUGCCCACGAUACCGAGAAAGCGCCCCAAGGAGGUCCCAGUAAUAAAAUGGACAUGGAUCUGAUAGAAGGGAGCGAGAAUGAGAGUAAACCUGGCAGUGUGCUCAGUGAUAUUUUCGUCGAUGACAAGGCUACUGGCAAAGGCAAGCAACCUAUGGCACCUACAAAGACAAAGGGAAAAGGCAAACAGGCGAUGGCACGUACGAACCCAAAGGGAAAAGGCAAAGCAGGGACGGGAAAGUCACGCAAGGCCCACAACAAAAGCAGACGGAAAAAGCGCAAAGCUAAGUCGUCGCCAUCGGACCGUCCCUCGAAAAAAAGAAACAAGAACAAGGACAGUUCGCCAACGAAGAAGGACACGGACGUAGAUGAUGAGAAAGAAGGUAUCAAAGCACAACGUAUCAAGGAGUUUGAAACAUGCGCAAGGCGGCUUGCUGCUGAAGUGGCAAAACUGCAGAAGCAAGGAAAUGCCGUUGAGAACGAACGUGCUGAUUUGGCAAACGCUUUUCGUCGCGAGUGGAAGAUGACCAAAUUGCGGAACCGUGAAAAGUAUGGUGAGCUGCAGAUGGUACGCAAGCAAGCAAAUUCUGUUAUUGCUCAGGUCGCUCAGAAACAAAGGCAAUUGGCCGACAUCCGAUCGCAGCUGUAUUUGAUGCAACAGAAACCCAAGGCAGAACCAGCUGCACUCGAUAAGGAACAGCAACUACUACAAGAAAAAAUUGUUGAGAGCCUUGCUACAAACAAGAACGUUGGUGUUAUCGGCGUGGACCCAGGGCUUGUAGUAUCAGCAACUUCUAUCACCACUACUGCCAAAGAUCUGUACCAAACAAUUGUUCCGUACACCCGUCCCCAGCCAUCAUCAUCGCCAUCUUCCUCUUCAGCACCUGAAACAGCACCAGUACAGCCAUCAGAUCUGCCGUCUGUGGCGCGCCCGCUACCUCCAGCACAGACUUAUACAACCAGAAAGAAAACAGCAGCUACGCUGGAAGCAGCUCACCAAGCCAGGCGGGAACAGUACAAGAAGAAACAUGGCUACAAUACUGGUGAUCAAGACAGACGACAAAAAGAAGCUCGCACUAGGGACAUCCGACACGACGUCUUUCAUCGGAAACUUGCGUCAUCGUGGAGGGUACGUGGAUCCGCAUCCACCUUGACGUUUUUUGGCGCAUAUAAAUCAACAAACUCGAGGAUAAAAGACCACUGUCGUGGUGCGAACGCCACCUUACAACAACAUUUAGGUUCCCCCGAUCGUGACCAUGUAACUGUUACCAACGAGCACCGAUCCAGCAAGACUUGCCCAUUUUGCCACUCUCCGACAAAACUGCACCAAUACCGGCGCGAAGGCAAAUUGGUCAAGGUCAACGGUGCACUGCGCAUGCCCAACAAGAGUCGCAACACUCACAACAGGGACCAAGUCGGAUCCGUCAAUAUCGCAUCGAUUGGAUUUUCCAAAGCCAUAUCUGCCACCAACACCCCUAUCCCACCUUUCUCUAGAAUGCCAUUCCUUUCUUAUACCAUUUCUCCCUACAUGGAGCAACUGCUGACGUGACACCUGACCAGGUUCUUCAUGUCUACCACGCGAUGUCGGAUAGAAAAUAGUACCUUCGUGGAACGCCUGUAUUUUU
Messenger RNA from Zychaea mexicana, 2769 nucleotides. RefSeq lists its product as uncharacterized. The record is from RefSeq and is a predicted model, not a curated record. Lineage: Eukaryota; Fungi; Mucoromycota; Mucoromycetes; Mucorales; Lichtheimiaceae. The transcript is spliced from 4 exons. The coding region runs from base 171 to 2693 and encodes 840 amino acids.